This is a messenger RNA of Aphanomyces astaci, 183 nucleotides long. RefSeq lists its product as hypothetical. NCBI's taxonomy places the organism in Eukaryota, Oomycota, Saprolegniomycetes, Saprolegniales, Verrucalvaceae. Bases 1 to 183 code for a protein of 60 amino acids. The transcript has 2 exons. The record is from RefSeq and is a predicted model, not a curated record.
AUGUCGGCGUCGUCAUCGGUGGAAUCUGUGCCACAUGCAGAGCCGUUGCCGUCGAUGGAUUCUGUGCUGCAUGGAAAGCCGUUGUCGUCGGUGGGGUCUGUGCCGUAUUCGCAGUCUCCUCUGCCUACGAUCUUGCAGCUAAAGGUCAUUGUUGUAGCUACGACCAUUCAGCUACAGGCCUAG